Molecule: messenger RNA, 611 nt
Organism: Eucalyptus grandis
Lineage: Eukaryota; Viridiplantae; Streptophyta; Magnoliopsida; Myrtales; Myrtaceae
Product: protein DOWN-REGULATED IN DIF1 11
Exons: 1
Coding region: 8-418 (136 amino acids)
Source: RefSeq, a predicted model, not a curated record
UUCAACCAUGGCAAGAUCAGAAAACUUCGGCUUCGUCGCGUUCUUGCUCAUCGCCAGUGGAGUCGCCCUGUUGUCCAUCGCAAGGGCGGAUUAUGAGGACGCACCUGCCCCUGAACCCUCGGGGCCGGAUUCUUUUCUGGCCCAAUGCGCUUCCAAGCUGACCGAGAAGUGCGGGGAGGACAUCUUCGGCAACAUAUUCACGAAGGAGAUCGAGCUCACCCCCGAAUGCUGUAAGAAGCUCGUGUUGGUGGGGAGAGAGUGCCACGAGGCUAUGGUGAAUUUCAUUGUCUCCAUUCCCACUUUCGCCAAGAAUGCCUCCAUCACCGUGCCCAGGAGCAAGCAGGUGUGGAAUAAGUGCGUCUUGUUGAGCGAAGAAACCCUUCCCCGGCGUAAGAAGGCCUGGUCUCGUUGGAUCUAAUCGAUGUCAAAUUAUCUUCGCACGCUCGAUAAAGGCGAAAGGAAUGUUGACAGUUAAAAGAGUUGUUUAUUUGCGCUUACAAUACAAUUUGCAUCCAUAAUCAGUUCAUGUCCUAAAUUAGUUUUACCUUUGUCUCCGGAAGGAAAACCGAAUACGAGAUCAAUUAAUACGACCUACUGGGCUCGAUUGAUAA